ACAAAAGAAAAAAAAUAUCUAUAUAUAUACACACACAAACACACACACAAACACCAUGUUAUUUCUUAAUCUCUCAAAGUGUCAAGCUGAGAGUUUGACAAAGUUCAUUAAUGGCAGAAAAGAAGAAACAGCACCACUUGUUAUUAGUAGCAAGCCCUUUGCAGAGCCAUAUCAACCAAUGCUUCAACCUUGCCAAACACCUCACAAGCUCAACAGGGGCAGCUGUCACCUUCUCCACCACCGUCUACGGCCACCGCCGUAUGUUCCCGUCCAUCUCCGUACCCCAGCAAGAAGUCAACGAUGGUCUCAUCACCUUCAAACCCUUCUCAGAUGGCUUCGACGUCCAUGGCUACCAACCUGAAUCCAUGGAUGUCAAGGAGUAUAUUACUGCCCUUAGAACAAAUGGUCAACGUACCCUUUCCACCCUGGUGAAAGAUCUAGCUGCUGGUGGCCGGCCGGUGACAUGCAUAAUAAGAGCUCCGUUUUUAGAGUGGGUGGUUGAUGUCGCCGGCGAGCAUGGCGUUCCUUCAGUUCUUUAUUGGAUACAAGCCGCCACCGCGUUCAUCACCUACUACCACUUCUUUCAUGGUUUUGAGAGUAUCAUCAGAACCCACUCCGUUGACCCUUUAUUCACCAUCCAAUUACCAGGUUUGCAACCUCUCCAAAUCAAAGACCUGCCAAGUUUCCUCACUGAGACGUCUGACAACUCACCGUAUGCUUUUUUUAUUGAUUCGUUUCGAGAGUUGUUUCAAGUGUUAAAACGGGAUGUAGCUGUGUUGAUGAACAGUUUAACUGCUUUGGAGACUGAAGCCUUAGCUUUAGUUCUUUCUCAAAGGUUGAAGGUAUUCGCUGUAGGAUCAUGCCCCUUGGCCAGCCCUGGAAAUAUGUUUAAAGAGGAUGAAAAGAAGUACAUGGAAUGGCUGGACACGAAGGAGGAGGGAUCAGUGGUGUAUAUAUCAUUCGGUAGCUUGUCAGUGAUGAAGAAGGAGCAGAUAUUGGAGAUGGUGAAAGGGUUGAAGGAGAGCAAAAGCCCAUACCUAUGGGUUGUUAGAAAGGAUAACAAAGAGAAAGAAUUACUUGAUAUUGAAGGAGAAGAAGGAGAUCAUGAUGGAAAUGGGAUGGUGGUGGAAUGGUGCUCACAAGUGAAAGUGUUGGCGCACAGGGCGGUUGGGUGUUUUGUGACACACUGUGGAUGGAACUCAAUAUUGGAGAGCUUGGCGUGUGGUGUACCAAUGGUGUGCGUGCCACAGUGGAAUGAUCAAGGGAUGAAUGCGAAGUUGGUGGAGAGUUUAUGGGGCUGUGGAGUGAGGAGUGAGAUUAAUGGUGAUGGUGUUGUUAAAGGAGAAGAGCUUGUGAGGUGUUUGGAGUCGGUCAUGGGUGAUGGAGAGAAGGGUGUUGAGAUUAGGACAAAAGCCAAGUAUGUGGAAAGAUAAGGUUUUUGAGGCUGUCAACGAAGGAGGUUCUUCUGAAAUUAAUCUUAGGGCCUUUGUUGAAAUGUUCACCGAAUAGUAGUUGUUUGGAAUCAUAUGUUUAAUGUGUGAUAAGUUACGUGUUUUGUCUUCUGAUUGUGAUUAAUUUGAUGACAUGCGUUUGGAAAAUGAGCGAUACGUCCCUAUUUUUAAUGUCAGCUUGCAAAUGGAUUUGGUUCUUUGGAAUGUUUAAUUA
Molecule: messenger RNA, 1665 nt
Organism: Dioscorea cayenensis subsp. rotundata (Guinea yam)
Lineage: Eukaryota; Viridiplantae; Streptophyta; Magnoliopsida; Dioscoreales; Dioscoreaceae
Product: crocetin glucosyltransferase, chloroplastic-like
Exons: 1
Coding region: 111-1433 (440 amino acids)
Molecular function (GO): UDP-glycosyltransferase activity
Source: RefSeq, a predicted model, not a curated record